GUAUAAAUUGUUGAUAUCAUCACGGUAAAAACGGUACAUUCAGAUGAACAAAUUCUUCUGAGAGGGGAACUAUACCUCUUUCACAUUUUACGAAACUAUUGGAUUUCCUUUUCUCAGGACUCGGUGCAUGAAAAACAUCAGUAAUCAUGUCUGUCGUAUGCUCAUCACAGAGUCUGCCUAUUUUCCUGUUCCUCAUUCCAGUGAGUCUCGUUCAUGGUGUUGCUGAAUUAAGAGAGCUUUGCGACCCAGACCUUUUAUCAUGUAAGAACAUCACUCUAUCUGGAGGGAGAUCGAUUCAACUCAUUCCAAAAUUAGCAUCAACCUCAAACAAUCGUGAACCAGCUCUGGGAAUAAAACUCCCCUCUUGGCGCCAUUUUGUCUGUGUUUUACCAAAAAGAAAUGAGACUCCUACGGAUACAUCGCCACCACUAGAAACUCUCGAUGGAGGAAGUUCGACAACUUCGCCAGAAAUUUCAUCCAGUGGAUCAACUGAAGUUUCGUCAGAACAAGCAAUGUCAGGCUCUUCAACUACUCCAUCAGAACCUACGACCAAUGAUACUCCCAUGGAUGCAUCACCACCCCAAGAAACUCCUGGUGGAGGAAGUUCGACAACAUCACCAGAAAGUUCAUCCAGUGGAUCAACUGAAAUGACUGAAGCUUCGUCAGAACAAGCAAUGACCCCAAUGACAGACUCUUCAACAAAUCCACCAGAACAAACGACCGACGAUGCGACUAUAACUUCGUCACACACUACAACAAUUCCUUCUACGGAGGCUUUACCUGAAACCACAACAAAGGGAACUUCAGAUGUGAAUUCGUGUAAGAUGCUCUAUUUAAUGGGGAAUCAAAUAAGUGGUGUCUAUGCCAUCUCUCCUAGCGGUGUGGGACUGACCGAUGUCUGCUGCGAUAUGACCACCGAUAACGGAGGGUGGACAAUCUUCCAGAAACGUUAUGACGGAUCUGUGGAUUUUUACCGCAAUUAUACCGAGUAUGUUCGUGGAUUUGGUGACGUCGAGGGCGAAUACUGGUUGGGACUAGACCAACUCUACUUACUUGCUAAAGAUGGAGUCGAACUCAGAAUCGAUAUGGUUGAUUACAAUAACAAUCAACUCUACGCUCAUUAUGGCAAUUUUAGCAUUGGAAGUACCAACACCAACUACCGAAUCGGGUUUUCAUCAUAUACCGGUACUGCAGGAGAAGGGCUAAAUGCAGCCAACGGACAAGCCUUCUCAACCUACGACAAUGACGGAACGAGUAAUUGUGCUUUUCAGUACAAAGGGGCGUGGUGGUAUAACAACUGUUAUACAGCCAACUUGAAUGGGGUACACGGACUCCAAAAUGAUUUGAAAGGGAUUGUUUGGAAUUGGCCUGACUCAAGAUAUAUGAGAGCUACAGAAAUGAAGUUAAGAUGAUCGGAUUGAUCCAUGUUGUUCUCAUUCCCUUCUACCUAAUUUUUGAAGUUCUUAUACAUAGCGAUUUUAAAGCAAUGUAGUCCAAGUGAUUGUGUAUAGAGAAUCACUUGAAAAACAGGAAUAAGUAAUUUAAUAUUUCAUAACGAUCGAUAUAUCCACAAUGGAUUUCAUGUCAACAUGAUAAACACGAACAUGGGCCUCAUGUUUGAGGGGGGAGGGGGGCAAUCUCGUAUAACUGGUAGAACCGGUAACCUUUUCACUCCUGACCAACUUGAACCCGUUCUCCCUCGCUCCUAAGCCCUUCAUUUUAUGUGUCAGUUCUCGAUGACCACAUUUCAUUGUAUCUCCAACCCCAACACCGAAGGAAAAAAAAAAUGCAGAACUUCAGUUCUUAAGGGUAUGGUAUCUGAUUUUCGGGCCAAACAUCCCUAUCCUUUCCAAUCCGAGUAGGGGCAGGGGCGUCGAUCCAUUUUUCAGAUGGGGGGGGGGUGCAAAAUCAUGAAAACGUUCCA
Messenger RNA from Lytechinus variegatus (green sea urchin), 1924 nucleotides. RefSeq names its product angiopoietin-related protein 7-like. The transcript has 7 exons. Bases 147 to 1412 code for a protein of 421 amino acids. Lineage: Eukaryota; Metazoa; Echinodermata; Echinoidea; Temnopleuroida; Toxopneustidae. The record is from RefSeq and is a predicted model, not a curated record.